AUGCGGAUCGGUGCCCCACGGCCCACUGCGCAGGUCAUGCAAGACCGGGGAGGAGAACUGGACACGGUCAACGUGCGCGGCUCUGGCGCUGUGGACGUAUCACAGGACCUGUACCCCUACUGCAUCGUUUGGACACCCAUCCCGGGCUGCACAUGGUGCUUUCCUUUCAUCGGCCACAUGGGCAUCGGAACUUCGACCGGGCAGGUCUGGGAGUUUAUGGGCUUCGGGGCCACAAAGGCGCCAAGAGGUGGGCUUUCGUUUGGCCCCGUUUGUCGAUACGUGCAGCUGAGCCCAAAGGCGGUUCGCCGAGGAACGUGGGACGACGCCAUUGAGGCGGGCUUGCAGAAGGUUUCAGGCCGGCCUCAUGGGGCGUGCAUCUCGAACUGUCACAGCUUCGUGGCGGAUUGCUUGCAUGAGAUGCGGUACGGAGGGGUCCCUUGCUGGAACUGGCUGUCGUAUGUGUUGGCCAUUUGGCUCUUCAUCUUCGCCGCUCAGCUGCACCUUCCCGGGACAUUUCACGACGUUCCCACGGACUGCGGCAGGGCACCCGAGCCAGUUGUGGUGGAAGACUCCUGGACAGUAGACAAGCUGAAGGAAGCAAUUGAGCUGGAGAGCGGCAUCGGGAAGGAAGAGCAACAACUCCUCUCAGGCUGCGAUGAGCUCUGGGACGGCGCCUCCCUGGAUGGUGCCUCCGAGGUGACGCUGCUGCGCCGAAGCCCGGAGAAGGUGGAUCUUCUGCGCAGCAUCAACACCUGCGAGGCUCAGAAGACCGACACCCUCGCCACCAUUGAUGAAUAG
Molecule: messenger RNA, 798 nt
Organism: Symbiodinium natans
Lineage: Eukaryota; Dinophyceae; Suessiales; Symbiodiniaceae
Source: the annotation of a GenBank genome assembly